UCCGCCAUGAUGGACGUCAAAGCAACCAAUGCGCUCCUUUAAGUCCUGUCAACAAACAGACAUCUGGUGGCAAAAUAUUGCUUUGAUUUAGUUGAUUUCACUUUAAAGAUGGUGACAGGGUAUUUUUGUCGGCUGCACAAACAGACAAGGACGCAAACCAAAACUUGUUUUUAUUUUAUAACUUUUAAUGAGCAAAGAUACGGCGGCGGAUAGCAGCCGUCAAACAGAAUGACUGUCAGCCCUGGACGUAACCGCGGAUUUACAGCAAACACUUUUUACUAGAAAUGGGUGUAAAAGGUCUGCAGAGCUUCGUGGAGCGAUGCUGUCCAGAGGCGUGUGUGACAGUGAACCUGAGAGAGAUGGCCAGACAGCAUGUCACCAAAAACCAGCAGAGCGGCUCCUCUAACAUCACCAGUCCCACACUGGUUGUUGACGGCAUGUCCUGCCUCUGCCACUGGUACUCAUGUAUGAACUGGGUGUGUGGAGGCCAGUGGAUGGAGUACAUGGAGGUUCUGAAGCAAUGGGUGGAGACUUUUACCUCUGCAGGCAUCAAAUUGGUUUUUUUCUUCGAUGGAGUGGUGGAAGAGCAGAAGAGACCAGAGUGGGUGAAAAGGCGACUCAGGGUGAACAAGGAUAUUAUAAAAAUAUUCAACCACAUUAAGCAACACGGAGAACAGCCGGGUCAACAGCUCUCCUGUCUGCCAUCCGCUCUGGCAACAUUCACUCCUUUUGCUCUCAGGUCACUGGGUCAGGACGUGUUCUGCUCAGUGAGAGAGGCGGACUAUGAAAUUGCCAGCUAUGCUCACUGCCAUGGCAGCAUGGGGAUUCUGGGACAAGACACAGACUUCAUCAUAUAUGACAGUGCCCCCUACUUGUCCGUGGCAAAGCUGCGAAUAAAUGGCCUAACGACGGUCAUGUAUGACCGGCAGAGGCUCUGCAGAAACAUUGGGCUGAGCGUGACCCAGCUGCCUCUGCUGGCCUGUCUGCUGGGUAAUGAUGUGGUUUCAGAGGAGCUCAUGCAGCACAUCAGGAGCAGUGCUGUGGCAGCAUACAGGAGAACAAAUCCAGCGCCGUAUUGUGGUCCUCCUCAGGGUGAGGUAGUCCUGGCUGUAGCCCAGUUUGUGAGCUCUUUGUCUGCUUCUCCAGAGGAAACUGGACUUGUCCCACAUUCCCUGAAUGUAGCAUCUUCCCAAAGGGAGCUGCUAAAGAAGGGAAUCUGCUCCUACUUACUUCCUGGACACAAAGAUUAUGAACUGGUUGACAUUUCUGUUCCACCCUCUGCCUUUGAGAAAUACGUUAGUCCUGAGAUUUUAAAGGCAUGUAGAGAGAAACAUGUAGCGGCGGAGGGUUUCAUGGUUUACAGUGUUGUGUGCGCUGGAGUCACCGAAUGCAGUAACUCUCUGGAGGACGAAGAGGACGAGGAUUUGCUGCCUCAGGCCUUCGUCUACAAGCCGUGCAGACAGCGCGUCUAUGGUUUGCUGCUGUUGCUCGGAAAAGAUGGCAGCUCUGUGGAUGCUCCAGCCAUCAGGGAAUGGUUCGUCUUCCCUGGAAACCCUCUGAAAGAAGCUGACACGGUCCAUCCCGUCCCCAUUAACAUCCCAUGUGGUCAACCCAGUCUGGACCUGUUAUGGUUUAGCUCUGGUCCUGAGGUUUCUGCUCUUCGCCUUGCAGCCUUCCUUACUGUCUUUGACUGCCUUCACUAUUCUGACUUGCAUGGAGAGAUUGGAGACUCUCUCCUGGCGGCUCUUUGUCUCGUCACAUACAUCGUCCUUCAGGUAGAGGCUUUGUCUGAGGAGGACGUGGAUGCGUACCUGAGUCAGGCCGUGUGUCUGAGGCUGAAGUCGCCCCUGGAGCUUCGGCAGAUCCAGCUGCCUGUCCUUUCGAGUCGAGCCGUGCAGCUGGGAUCGCUCUACGUCCGAGGACUGAGCCACCUGCUGGGAGCCAACAAUGCCAGCGGCUGUGCGCUGCCCAGCGCCGCUCUGAUGCCUUGGCAGGGCUUUGACGGUCGGCUGUUCCACUCCAAGUACCUGCUGGCACACGGCGGCGCGGAGAAGUCUGAGUUGCUGGACGGAGAUAUGUUCUGCCUUUCUCAGUUUGUUCAGCUGAAGGAGAAACUUCUGGAAACCUGCAGGCAGAGAGGGAGAGUCCUGCAGUCGAGACCCAGAGAAACACAGAAAAACCUUCGACGCUCAAAAGCUUCAGGUUUCCCUUCAGCAGCUGAUCAGGGCUGGACAGGAGAGACCAGAAGAGACCUUCAACAUGGACAAACAUGGAGGCAAAGAGAGGCGGCGUGUGGAGAACAAAGCGGCUAUGAAAACCCAGAAACGCCGCAGUGGAGAGCAGAUCACAGAGGGGGAGGUCAAAGUUUCCAUUCACAUCUCUCCAACUCCUACGAAGGUCGACCCCUGAACCGGAACCGGCCUCCGAAACAGAACCGAGGUCGGCUGCAUCACAACAGAGGGAGAUACCAGCUGGCUCCCAGAUGGCAACACCCUCCUGCUCCUUGAAUAUUACUGAAGCUUGAAGAGAGAGGAACUAAGGAUCAAAGAGAAGGACUUGAUAAAAAAAGACGUGAUGAAAAGGAGGAGUGGAUCAAAUUCCUCUGAACAAACUGAUUAGAGGAUGAUCCGUUGGGAAUGUUUGUCUAAAGGAUGGAGCAGGAAGAGAAACGGAGCCUAAACAGGAAACACAAUGGUGAUGGUGCCAUGGUAUGUUUAAAAGAAAUCUACUUUAUACCAGCAAAACCUUUUACAUUUAAGGACAAAAACAUUUAAACAAGACAAAGAACUAAUAAAAAUAAAGCUUUAGCACGCAGGUCUAUGGUUUUACUCACAGUUUGGCUCUGUCUCUUAUCUUUUACAAAAGGAAAAUCUGUGUAUUCAGGGAAAUAAUCCUUCCUACAGUAAUGGGGUUUAGAGGAAACAUAAUGCUGGUGUCAGAUAUCAAAUCCACCACAGCUGAUAUUUGGCCAAAUAAAAGUGUCUUUAAUGCCAACAGAAACAAAUUACUUGUACAUACUCUGAAAAUAAAUGACAACAUGCCAAAUUUUA
Molecule: messenger RNA, 3050 nt
Organism: Poecilia latipinna (sailfin molly)
Lineage: Eukaryota; Metazoa; Chordata; Actinopteri; Cyprinodontiformes; Poeciliidae
Gene: fam120b
Product: family with sequence similarity 120 member B
Exons: 15
Coding region: 285-2507 (740 amino acids)
Cellular component (GO): nucleus
Source: RefSeq, a predicted model, not a curated record